AUGACAGCAGAAGAGUCAAUAAUCGUAUCGGAAAUAUGGAAACCAGAUUUCGAUAAUUUCCAAUUUGGAGAUAGUCCACAAAAUAUUAAUACUCACCUUCCACGACAGUUUCGUACAACACAGUGGAACACGUUGCCACAAGCUUUUGAAUACAAACACGAUGUUGUUAGAUAUACUUGGUUACAUUUAAGUCAGUUUGGUGAUCAAAUCACGAAAUUCAUUCCACCAUAUAUAUCUGUACAUGAAUUCAGUUAUAUCUGUUUUUUGUUUGUGAAUGAAAAGCUAUUUCACAUCUCAAUUCGAUUAUUUUAUGAUCAAAAACGUCCAAAUUAUGAUCAAGUGAUUGAGGCAUAUGCCAAAGUAUUCCAUUGUCCGAUGAUUGAAACUGAAUAUAGUAAUCAAUUAUAUCAUGAAGACAAUGAAACUAUUUACUUUUCAUACCAGUAUCCGGAUCAAAGUCAUACUCUCAUCCAAAUUCUUCGAAAAGAUGCAACAACGCCCAUCGAUGGCUAUGGUCUUGAUUACUUGGCAGCUUACCGUCAACAGCGAGAAGAAUCUAUUCAAUCAUUUGCGUUGACACAGUGA
Messenger RNA from Adineta steineri, 585 nucleotides. Lineage: Eukaryota; Metazoa; Rotifera; Eurotatoria; Adinetida; Adinetidae. The record is from the annotation of a GenBank genome assembly.